UGAGUUAGCGCCUCUAAGAGUGAGUGUGGAGAGGGGGGCGGAGGCUCGUGACGGCCCUGGACCUCGUGUGUGCCGCUACUCGCUAGUAAAGUCCGAGAGCUUGACCAGCGCGUAUCUGCCGCUUGUUAUUUAUCGCCAGUGUGUCCGCACACUAGAGUGUGUAUCGGACCAGUGUUUUUUUAUAUUUUAUAUUAGUUUUAUUUUUUAUUUAUUCUUAUAAAGUUGAGUUUUAGUUUAUGCUAAUCAGCGGUCGACACACCAAAGACCUCGUCAACGUGUGUUUUUAAAUUUAAUAGGAGCGAUGUCGGCUAUCAUUAAGUCUUUAGUAGCGGCUAAGACGAGAGUUUAAUUUCUUCUCGGCGACAUUUAUCGCGAUUGUGUUCAAUCGCAAACAACUGAUCGAGUAAAAGAGGGAGUGAGAGAGAAACGAGUGAUUGUUUGGACGAGCGAGAAAGAGAAAGACAAGGCCAAGCUAGCCGGUGAGAUACGAGAGUGUGCCGCAGUGCGACGUGUGUUGGUUUUAAGUUUUUAAAAGUUUUUAAAAAUAUAUUAUAUAUAUUUAAAGUUACCAAAGCAAACGGGAAAAUAUGAUUACUAAAGUGGACACGAGGAAUUAUGUCAAUCGCUGUUAGUCGAAAACGAAUGAGUGAUUGUUGUAAAUCAGUGUUAUGCGGUGCCAAACCGCCGACAGCCACGACGACGAGGAGGAUAACGCGGAGAACAAGAACGCGUACAAGAACGAGAAGGAGAACAAGGAGAAACUAUCUAUUAGUGCAUCAGUUAGGAUUGGUGGUAGUGGAGAAGCAACAGCUGGCCGUAGCGCAGGAGCAGUGCAAGUAGUUGGUCAUUACAUUCAGACUCAUUUUUAUUUAUCGUUAACUUUUCCUGUUAAAGAGACUGCUGUUGUAGAGAGAGGAAGAGGAAAAGAAAGAGACAGAGGAGAAAAACUCGACGUGUGUGAAAAUAAAAACAAGUUUUGUAGUUUGUUGGUUCCAGAGAGUAUCGUCACACGCUAUUUCGAGAGUACGACCGUGGCACAGCGACGGUACAACGAUCUUCCUCAUCGCCGGUAGUCCGACAACGUGCACAACGUGGUCUGUCGGCAUUAACGUGUGUUCCUGAGUCAACUUAAUCAUUAUUAUUAUUAUUUUAAUUGUUAUUAAUAUUAUUAUCGUAAUAUCAUCUCUUCCUCGUACACCCACGUGUGCGAAAAUAAUCAGCAACGUAUUGCACACACCGUACCAGGUGUGUAGAUUUAUUAUCUUCUUGUCGCAAAGUUGUAAAGUACUGGCCCCCAAAUGCACAAACGUAUUCUCGUGUUUCAUGUUCAUGUUCUGGAGCAAACGGACGAUAUUGACUAAACGUCUGUUAAAGGCUCAGGUUUGUCGAGAGUAUGAAACCGAAUGUGAGACUCAAGAGAAUACGUCGCAACGCAUUGCUCGCGUGAGUAAUUUAUUAGCAGAGGCAUCAGCUUGCUCUGACGCGGUACUCGGUGGACCCGCCAAAACGGUUAAAUCGUUACCGGGGCACAGAGGAAGUGUGCCAGUGAGUCAACCUCAAGCUAAAAGACAAACAUCGUCAUCGGGUGGAGGAGGAACUGGAGCUAAAAUACACCAGGUCUGUUGUGGAGGUGCCGAUUCCCAGGACGAAAGUGACGAAGACGAGGAGGACGACGACAAGUUAGAAGAUAACGAGGACAGUUUGAACGGAAAGAUUGAGAGAGAAGCCCGCGAGCGUUUGAAUCGCUGUAAAGAGCUCCUUAAAAAUCUCAAGGAAAACCAGCUGGAGAUGCUGCUCACGGCCAUAGAGAGUUGCGGUGCCGAUCUCGGCUCGUGUGUUGUCGUUGCCCGCAGGCCCAUUCUCAACUCUUCUUCUCAGUCGGACAUAAAUACUGAUCAGCAGCAGCAGCAGCAACCGGAUCCAUACCGACGUCGUCAUUCCAAACGAAAAUCUCGGCACUAUCAUCAUCCCCUGAGACUUCGUCACUCUCAUCACCAAUUCACCCGGGUGCGUUCGCGAUGCCGUCGCUACGAGUUGCACCAGGGCUUCAACAAGGAUACCGAAGUCCUGGAUGAGUCUUCGAGUCUCGCUGGUACCGGUUGCACCGCCGCCAACGACGACGAACGAUGUUUGGCUGUCCACUCUACACCAGAUCCACGUACCGAUUUCCUGCUAACAUCAUCAGCGCACCUUCUCUCCUGCCAAAUUUGGCGAUGGCCUGAUAUCUGUCUCACGACUCAGCUAAAAAAAUUACCACUGUGUCAUUCCACAAAAGAUCCGUCGUAUGUCUGCUGCAAUCCCUAUCACUGGAGCCGGCUUUGCAAACCUGAGUCGCCACCACCCCCGUAUUGUCUUAUCCCAGCGAAUAGAGGUGCAACAAAAUGCGAAGCUUCAACUUGUGCCAUUAAAACAAACCAAGAAGACACACGACACUGUGGGAAUAAUACAAUAGUGCCUUCAAGACUUCCGGAGUCGCUUACCACCGACGGAGAAGAACGUGGUGACGGGCAUCAACGAAAAGAGUGGUGUACUCUUGCUUACUGGGAACUCGGUGGUCGUGUUGGUAGACUUUAUCCCGUGGAGUCAUCGACAAUAAGUGUCUUUGACUCUUUACACGACGGCGAUGGACUUUGCUUAGCCAGUCUCGCUGAGAACCACGACUCCGUGGAUGAUGCGAAAACGACACGCAGUAAAAUUGGUCUAGGUCUGCUAUUGAGUCAAGAGGAUGAUGGCGUAUGGGCAUACAACAGAUCAAGCAAUCCAAUAUUUGUAAAUUCACCGACACUCGAUGAUCCAGAGUCACGUACGCUGCUGGUCUAUCGUGUGCCACCAGGAUCAUGCUUGAAUAUAUUUGAUCGGGCUAAAAAUUUACCAUCACGUUGUACGCACAGCAGUGGAGGCAACGAAGGAGCUAAUUCAGGAGGUCCUGUUGACAUUUAUUCCGUGAGAAUAAGUUUCGUAAAAGGCUGGGGUCCUAGAUACAAACGUCAAGAGAUAACGUCCUGUCCAUGCUGGCUUGAAGUUUUAUUAGCACCAUGCAGGUGAUCCUGUCAUUUAUACGUCGUCGGCGCGCGACGUCGUUACCGAUCGUGCCUUCCUCAUCGUUCGAGGGAAUGACAAAGAGAGGGCCGUCAUAAAUUGUUCGUUUAAUAAUAAAUAAUAAAUAAAUUAAAUAAAUAAUAACAAUUACAAUAACCAACCAGACGACCCGUUUCUUUCGAGUCAUUACACAAAGCCAAUUGUUUCUUUAUUGCCUUCGCAUUUCAGUAAUUCGCGGUAACACAAAUAUAAAUAUAUACAUAUAUAAAUAUAUUCUAUUAAAUAAUUUGUAUAAAAAAAAAAAAAAACAUUAAUUGUAAUAAUGAUAAUAUUAAUGGUCAAUCGUAUUUGAUAUACGAAGGAGACUAUCUCUGUUGUUAGACUGAGCCUAGUCGAUUAAUCGAAUGGCUUGUACCUCAUUGUAGUCCAUUUCCGUAUCGUUAAUGGAGUCGUAAUCACGUAAUUGUACACGUUGCUGAAUAAGAGAUUAUUCAAAAGUAAACAAACAAAAUCAUGAGUUUAUAAAUAUAAAUAUUAAUUAAUAAUUAUAAUAUAAAGUAAUAGGACGUGCCCGGAAAAAAAAAAAAACUAAAAACGAUUGACCGUGGUUCGUGCUUUAAUAUUUUUGUUUAUUUAUUAAGAUUUUGUAGUUACGAAGAUAAACACAUUUGUAAAUAAAAUUAUUUAUACAGCGUAUAUAUAUAUAUAUAUAUAUAUAUAUAUAUAUAUAUAUAUAUAUAUAAUUAUAAUAAUAAUAAAAUAAAAUGCCAAUAAACGCGACGCUAAUUGCCAUAUAAUGUGGUCGAUGAGUGAGUGUUGUACAGAAAGAGUAGAGGGAUAGUAAGAAAAAAAAAAGUAAAUAAAAGAGAGUGAGAAUGUAAUGUGUAAAAGUAUGAGUACAAGUUUGCUUGGUAAGUCGGUUCAGUUUUUGCCUUCUGAACGUCUUGAGACUAUUUUAAAAAGCGCGUGACUGUUUUAUUUGUACGAUAUUGUUGUUGUAUCGCAUACAUGAUGUAUGUAUGGUUUGCGCUUUCAUCCAUAUAAAUAUACAUAUAUAUAUAUAGAUAGAUAUAAAAAUAAAGUUUAAUAAUAAAAGGAAAAUAAUGAAAAAAAAAAAAAAAAUAAUAAAUAAAUACUAAAAACUGGUUGAGUUGCGUCACCGUGCCAUUGCUAAAUAAUAACAAUAAUAACGAAUGAUAGAUAGAAAAUAUAAGAAAACUCCCUAUAGAGUACUCGGUGAGUCUCGUUCAGUCUCUUGAUGUCCAGUAUGUACCAUACUCGGCAUAAGGAUUCUUGAUGGACGAGACCUUGGGCUCUCAGGUAUUUAGGCCCGUGUUAUAAUUUAUUUAACUCGGGUCAAUCGGCAAUAGUUUUUAAAUAUUUAAGACUGUAUUAAAAAAGUUAAAACUUGUGUUUGUUGUUUUAAAACGCGGGAGAUUUAUUUUAAUUGUAUUUAUGAACAAAGUUAUAAUUUUAAUUUAAAUAAAAUAGUUUUUAAAUUUUAAAUGUUCAGCUUGAAAAUUGUCUCGGUGAAACAUUGUGCCUUUUAUGAUGUUGAUAAUGAUUAUAAUGACGACUAAGUCAUCUCAGAUUAGUAAUAAAAUUAAGAAAAAAAUAAAAUAAAUAAUAAUAAUAAACAAUGUAACGCGUUGUGACGCAACGUAUUCGACAUAAUUAUUUAAAAACAGACAAAUAUGAAAAUACCUAAGAGAACAGUGCCCUUGUAAUUCUGGCCUGUUUACCCAAUUUAAAAAAUUUUAAAUAAAAGUCUCUGGUAUCCGCCGUUUCCGUAUAAAUUAUACCAAUGUAAAAUUAAAUAAUCCCUCCGUUUUUAUUAAUUGUAAUAAUUAUAAUUAAUGUUCAAUUGACUAAUUGUAAUUAAAUGUUAAUGCCUUGACUUUUUAUACCUGCCAAAAAAACGUUUGUCAUCGGAAUAAAAUGCAAUAAUAAAUUUA
Messenger RNA from Microplitis demolitor, 4994 nucleotides. RefSeq names its product mothers against decapentaplegic homolog 6 (gene Dad). Gene Ontology annotation, cellular component: heteromeric SMAD protein complex. The record is from RefSeq and is a predicted model, not a curated record. The coding region runs from base 1324 to 3045 and encodes 573 amino acids. Gene Ontology annotation, biological process: BMP signaling pathway; SMAD protein signal transduction; cell differentiation. The transcript has 7 exons. NCBI's taxonomy places the organism in Eukaryota, Metazoa, Arthropoda, Insecta, Hymenoptera, Braconidae. Gene Ontology annotation, molecular function: I-SMAD binding; transcription regulator inhibitor activity.